Naegleria gruberi is the source of this 793-nucleotide messenger RNA. RefSeq lists its product as uncharacterized. The record is from RefSeq and is a predicted model, not a curated record. NCBI's taxonomy places the organism in Eukaryota, Heterolobosea, Eutetramitea, Acrasida, Naegleriidae. Bases 1 to 522 code for a protein of 173 amino acids. The transcript has a single exon.
AUGUCUGCAACAACAACCUUGAAGAGAAGUUAUGAUUCAUUCUCAGCUGAAGACGACAGCCAACUCGACUACAACAUGUGCGGAUCAAAACCAUUCUGUUAUGGUUCUUCAUCAUCAUCGAUAGACUUUUCUAACUCAAGUAUUGAAUCUACACUCCCUGUCAGACAACCUAUAAAGAAGAGAAGGGACACCCUCUUGCAAACCUCAUCAGGCAAAAAUAAAACGGCCUAUGUGUCGAGAGAAGAAAUUAAAAAGGCUCCUGUUGAAGAAUUCAUUGAUUCCUAUCUGAAGGAAAAACGUAAAUAUAUCCAACAAUAUUUCCCUGAUCAAAAUAUUGAUGCAACUUCAUUCACUUACGAAGAGGUUAAACAAUUAUUACAAGUCAGAGAUGAACAACAUUUCCAAGAAUUGAACAAGACCGUUCAAGAAAAAUUGACAGAACAAUUUGAACAAUUUACCAAAUUCAAUCAUGAUUAUAUUUCCAAACAAUUCAAAGAGUCUGACUUUAGUUAUACUUCCUAAUUAUUCAAUAUAUUAUUUUCCAAGAGGAAAGCUAAAUAUUUGUACAACUCUUCGAUCAACAACAUUUAAAGUUUAGAAAACACUCUGAACGUGUAGGGCAGAGUCAUGAAAAAACCCAAAAACAAAACUUCUGUACAAAAUUCUCUCCAACCUCUCCUUUUAUCCCUUUAAAAAAACACUCUAUCCUGUUAAAUACCAUUUUCCAUCACCAAUCCAUCCAAACUUAACCAACUCCCAAUAAAUUGAACCAAUAUUAAAAACAACAACUUUC